Molecule: messenger RNA, 3576 nt
Organism: Ixodes scapularis (black-legged tick)
Lineage: Eukaryota; Metazoa; Arthropoda; Arachnida; Ixodida; Ixodidae
Product: anillin
Exons: 19
Coding region: 245-3178 (977 amino acids)
Biological process (GO): mitotic cytokinesis; septin ring organization; actomyosin contractile ring assembly
Cellular component (GO): actomyosin contractile ring
Source: RefSeq, a predicted model, not a curated record
ACUAGCGCCGCGGUGGCGGCGGCGGCUGCUUUUUAAAAAUGAACGCGGCGCGUGAUCGGUUGACGGUUUGAAGUUUGAAGCAUUUGAAGCUGCUUCUUGUCAACCCGGAAAGGCAGUGGGCGGUGUUUGGAUUUCUGUCUUUUUCGUGGGAAGACGUUCGAAGGCCGUCAAAAUUGAGGACCUCGAGUCUGCCAUCUUGGACAUCUGUGCCCGGACCCAGGCCCGUGCAGAGGCCCGCGGCAGGAUGCUCCACACGUCGCUUCUGUCGAGCAAACGGAAAAGGGACGACCCUGCCGCCCCUCUUCAAGACCAUGGGACCGCAAUGGAGUCACCAUCGAAGGAUCCUAGCAAGCGCCUGUGCUCGCCCAAAAUGGUCCAAGACCUGCCCGAUGAAGACAAAGAAAAUGCGCCAGCACCGGUGCCACACAAGGCAACCAGGGGAAUCGCGGUUGACUCACCAAUGGAGAUUCAAAACGAAGACGCCAAGGUGGGCCUCAGCAAAGCAGACGACGCAAGAACUGCGCCAGUUUCCGUUUUUAAGGAGCCGUCUGCCGUGAAGAAAUCUGCACUGCUCGACGCACAUCGUCCCGAGCAGAAGCCCUCGAAGGUCGACACUCUUCCCUCGACGGUGUCUGUGGCCGCCAGGGCAGCCCUCUUUGAAACCGCCAUUGGCACGGUCACCGGCACCAUGCCCGCUCCGAAAAGGAUCCCCGUUCGACCAACGCUGAAGCAGGCGUUCUCUACUGUCGACGUUGCGCCAGCAUCCGCAAAGAAGUUAAUGUCGAGCGUUGGUUCCUCUCCAUCAACGCCGCUUUCCAACCCUCCCUGCACGCCUGCAGACGAGAUGGAGACUCCUCCGCCUGCAGUAAAGUCUGCUGCGACUAGACCUGGGACGCCGAGGCGACCAGAGUUGCCGCAGAUGGCCAUAAAGACCAUUCCCGGUACUCCCAGACCCCAGUCCGCAAAUGAUGUCCAUCAGACCGACGUGGGUGGUGCUGAUCUCAAGAAGUGUGUGGAGAAGAUUACAGGCACUUCUGAAGACGACCAACACCAACCAAUUGCCACUGAAGAGAAGGAGAAAAUUCAGACGGAUUUUGAAGCCGGUCUUCCCUCUGGCGGAACCGGAGUGCCGCCGUCGCAAGUGUUCAAGGCGCCGCCCACUCCCGAAGCUGUCGAGAAGCCCAGAGACAAGGCCUUUCCUGCAACUCCGCCAGUCCAGGAAAAGAAACAGCAUCAAGUGGCAGAGUUUGUGCAGGCAGACCUGAAAGGCUGUGUCCUACAAGGCAAAGAUAGCGUGCAGUCGACAAAAACCGGCAGGACCUCUUCUAUUUCAAAGGCUCUCUUUGUCGAGCAUUGCAAUGGCGAACCUGCCCCCAUGUCUCCCCUCAUUCAAGAGAAAGUCAACCUUCACGUGGCCGAAAUUAAAAGACUGGAGACCGAUCGAGCUGUGCCUGAGGAUAACCAGGCUCCUAGCACAUUGCAAGAGAUUCCGAGGGAUUUGGUGGCGGCCAGGCAGCAGAUGUUCUCAGAGGAGCUGCUCGACGAGACCGACCUCAUGAGUCCCGAAGAGACGGCCAUAUUCGACGAGAUGGACGACAUUCUCGACGAGUACAGCGAUGGCAGCUCCCAGGCAGACCUUGUGUCCCUGAACUCGUGCACCUCUUCUCCUGCCAAAUCCGAGAGCCGGUUUCCCCUGACCGACGCCGGCAAGAAGCCAAGCCCCCAGGACGAUUCUGCCAAGAGCGACGUGACGCCCAAACGUGAGCUGCAUCGCACCAUCAGCCUCUUCCGCCGACGGAUGGAGCAGUGCGCCACGCCCAAGCGGACCAGCACCGGCUGGGGCUUCAGCCCUAAGCCCUCCACCAGCGACGCUCCAAUGCCCGGCCCAGAGGCGCUCAUGUCGCUCGGGGACAGGAUCAGGGCUCUCCAGGAAGAAGUGAAGGCUCAGCAGACCAUCAUAAGCCAGGCCAGCCAGGCUUUGAACCUCUGCCAGGCGUCGGCGGAGUUUGUCGGUUCCCCGGAGCAGACGGAGGCCGAGAGGUUGCUUCUCAUAGCGACCCAAAGGAGGCUGGCCUGCAUCAACGAGAUGCAGAGGCUGAAGGCCAGCGGGGACGUCCUGGAAAGCAACACCCCCAGGGGCACUCUCGUCCUCUCCGAGCUAUGGAUUCCGGCCAAGCCGGAGAUGCUGGCAGCUUCCAAGGAGCUCGAGAAAAACAAUGAGAUCAUCUACUUUAUGUUCCUGGCCCAGUAUCGCUCCAAGGUCUAUGCCUCUCCUCUGCUGUCAAACGAGGACCUGACUGAGAAGCAGCAGUCUUUCCUGUUUCGGGAGCCAGUCACCAUCUCCAACAUGAACGAGGACUUCCAAGUUUCCGUCGAGGUUUAUGCCCUCAAAACAACGAAGGGAGUCAUCCCUCACGAUAAGAAGUACCACAUCAAGAAGGUGAGUUCUUGCUCGCAAGGGCCAGCAAAAGCUGCCCAAACAUACUUCUUUGUAUGGUUUCAGGAAAGUCUGAGGAUCAAGCUGUCUUCUAAGGGAAAAAAAACCGACAGUGUCUUCCUAUCUCCUGUCGUCUCUAGUCCCGGUGGGCCCGACGCUGUCCGCACGUCCAGCUUCCAGAAGCUGGGGUCAUUCGUCCUCAACUCUCUGACGUGCGGCCAGAAAGUCUUCGCACUCUCUAAGGUGCCAAACUCCUUCCACCUGGAAGACAAAGUGGCGGUGAAGAUUCAACUCCAUGCGGAGCACAAUGUUGAGCAUCAUGGAUUUCUGACCCUGUUUGAGGAAGUUGGAGGUUAUGGGGCAUGGACGAGGCUCUGGUGCGUCUUGAAAGGAAGCCACAUUCUCUGCUGGAGGUACCCCGACGAGGAGACUACAAAGGCACCCUUGGACUCCAUCGACCUGCGGCAGUGCAUCAGUGCCGCUCCGGAACGACUCUCCAUCGUGGAGUGCGCUCGCCCACACACCUUCAAGCUGGUGGUGGUGCAAGCCCUGGAGGUCUGCAAGGGUGACAGCCUCACCACCACGAGGCACUCCACUCUUGCCACCACCAAGCACCUGUUCUCGGCCGACAGCAAGGAGGAGCUGCAAGAGUGGUGUGCCAAGUUCAGCGCUGCGCUCACCUGCAUCCGCAGGUGGAACCCAAAGGCCUACAAGGCCAUGGACAUUGGGCAGCUCCUCUGAUGCAACAUUUUCCCAGUUGUCCGAUCUUACCGACCUCAAUUGUAUACAAAAAAAUGUUUGUGAGGUGGUCUUCAACGAAGGUCCUUGCACGAUGAAGUUUUCCAACAUUUUUUUUCCUUCCCAAUGCACCCCCUUUUUGGUUUGUGGAGUGUCUACAAGUGUGUGUAUGCAGAUUUUAUGCAUUCUUAUUUUUCGGAAGAUUUUUCUUGUCUACAUGUGUGUAUACAGGUUUUAUGUAAUUUUAUUUUGCAAUAGAGAUUUCUAUACAUAUAAUUUAGAAUAAUCUUUUUAUAAAUAGUGCUUUUACUAUUUUGUAUAGACGUGCAAGUCAGGUUUGGCUGCAUCUCCCGCAUUUUUCUGCUGGACCCUAGGAAUAAAGCUUCUGCUGUAUACAGGCA